Eremothecium gossypii ATCC 10895 is the source of this 2214-nucleotide messenger RNA. RefSeq names its product serine/threonine protein kinase NPR1 (gene NPR1). Gene Ontology annotation, molecular function: ATP binding; protein serine/threonine kinase activity. Lineage: Eukaryota; Fungi; Ascomycota; Saccharomycetes; Saccharomycetales; Saccharomycetaceae. The record is from RefSeq and is marked provisional. The coding region runs from base 1 to 2214 and encodes 737 amino acids. Gene Ontology annotation, biological process: intracellular signal transduction; protein phosphorylation. The transcript has a single exon.
AUGUCAUCGCUCACUAAAUUAUUGCAGGAGAGACGGAGAGAAUCGACGGCCGUGCGGAAUUUUGAGGAAGUGGACGCUGCAGGGGCUGCACAGAGCGUACGAGACCGGCAGAUCACGGUACUUGGCGUCCAAAAACCGCCACUAACACAUGUCUCCUCGAGCACGACGACCAUCACGCAGGUGGAUUCGGACACUGACAGCGACACAACGCCGCUUGGGUCGAAGGAUGGUGGGCGCUUUUCCAAAGCAUUCCUAGAAUCGAGUGUGGGAAGUACUAUCAGUUACGGGAAUGGUGGCGCUUUCUGCGGUAGGGAGCGCCAGAGCUUGGUACCAAUGGGUGAUUGUGUUAGCGGAGUCUUCAAAGGCUCUCGUGCCACUGGUUCGAGUGCAAGCGGGCGAAACCUUCCAUCCCUAUCCUCAAGCAUACCGUACUCCGUCCCAAAUUCAAAUAGUGGAGGUGAGCGAACUGGUACCAAUGGCGCCAUGAACAUGCCCUCAUCCUGGGUAGAAAAGUAUGGUAACCCACUCCCAAGGAAUGUUUCCGUUAUUGACAGCAAUAUCAUCUCCUCCCCUAAGGUUGACUCCGUGGAACCACGCUUCAUGAUUUCUCGACAAAAGCUACAGAAAUGUUCGACAGAUGCAAAUCCCGGACAUGCUAUACCGCAAUCGAGUUCUAUUUCGUCUCAGCUGAGCAAUCUGUUCACAAAGGCCGCUAAGGAUCCUCCGGUGACAAAUUGCAAUCCCACCAUACUUGCGGCCAGCAUCGCAAACAAAGAAACUACUGCUUACGGCAAAUCUAUCCCCAAACCAAUACACAUGAGGCGAGGGUCCAUCUAUUCUGCUUCUCGACAGAACUUUGGCUCAUUAAAUGACCCCUUUAUUGAGUCUCCAUCGCCGUUAUAUGACAGCAACAUGGGUCAGCACAACUAUCGGUCACGCCAUUCAUCCUUUGCUGAUUUGAAGAGAUUUUUCAAGCGGAGUAGCUCCUCCGGGCAAUUGAGUACAUCACCUGGUACUCCUCCGGCUUCAGCAGGCUCUCUUUCGUCACAAAGCUCAACCCAUUCGUCUUCGAUAACUUCCUGCUCAUACGGGAGCCAAUCAGGUGGUGAUACCUUAUUAUACAAUGCAAGUAUCGGCACACAAACCAUCCCAUUCUCGAAGCGAUAUUCCAGGACUGGAGAGAAACUUGGCGCAGGAGCAGGUGGCUCAGUGAAGUUGGUCAGGAGAUUGAAGGAUAACGUUGUUUUCGCUGUUAAAGAGUUCCGCCCAAAACAUGAGAAUGAAACAAAACGUGAUUAUAUCAAGAAGAUAACAUCUGAAUACUGUAUCGGAUCGACCCUGCGCCAUUCUAACAUCAUAGCAACAAUUGAAAUAGUAUACGAGAAUAACAGAAUUCUACAAGUCAUGGAAUACUGUGAUUAUGAUCUUUUUGCCAUUGUCAUGAGCAACAGAAUGUCUUACGAAGAGAUAUGUUGCUGCUUUAAACAGAUACUGAUCGGGAUAGGCUAUCUCCAUUCCCUUGGUCUAGCGCACCGUGAUUUGAAACUGGAUAACUGCGUUCUCAAUAGCCAGGGUAUUGUCAAAAUCAUUGACUUCGGUGCCGCGGUUGUUUUCACCUACCCACAUUCAGGCACUUUAGUGGAGGCCAGCGGAAUUGUAGGCAGCGAUCCAUAUCUCGCACCAGAGGUCUGUAUCUUCAGCAAAUAUGACCCCCGGCCAGUGGAUAUCUGGUCAGCAGCAAUCAUAUACGCAUGCAUGAUACUAAAAAAGUUCCCUUGGAAAAUCCCUAAAUUGAAAGAUAAUUCGUUCAAGUUUUUCUGUUCUGGAAGGGAUUGCGACUCAUUGAGUGCUCUGGUGACUCGGACAGCUGACCCUCCUCCGUACGAUCCCGCGGGGGACUCUUCCGAUAGAUCGCAAACCUGCUCAAAUAACCCCGCAGACCCCAACAACCCCAACAUUGGCCCUCAGCGAUUGUUACACUCUCUUCCAGAAGAGAGUCAUCAAAUUAUCGGAAGAAUGGUAUCUCUGGCGCCGGCUUGUAGGGCGUCCAUAGAAGAGAUUAUGGAGGAUAGUUGGAUCAAAUCCAUAGAUAUGUGCUACGUCGCAGGCGACAACGGAAAAUCCAUAUCAGCCAAAUCACACACACAUACUCAGGUCGACCAAAGCGAGGCCCACAUAGCUGGUCUUGAAAGGAAGAAAAGGGCCGCCAAAUAA